Fusarium coffeatum is the source of this 1332-nucleotide messenger RNA. RefSeq lists its product as uncharacterized. Gene Ontology annotation, biological process: lipid metabolic process. The transcript has a single exon. Gene Ontology annotation, molecular function: phosphoric diester hydrolase activity. NCBI's taxonomy places the organism in Eukaryota, Fungi, Ascomycota, Sordariomycetes, Hypocreales, Nectriaceae. The record is from RefSeq and is a predicted model, not a curated record. Bases 1 to 1332 code for a protein of 443 amino acids.
AUGAAGUUUUACAGCUCGGUCUUUGCCGCUCUGGCAUUGACUUCUGGUCGCGUAGCAGCCCAGACGGUCGAUAUAUCAGCAACGUCAGAACUCACCUUCUUUGAAGGUACAAGGACGGCGAGAUUAACACGCCAAACCGGUCCUCCUACAGGCGCCUAUUCCUCUUACGCUUCAAAGAUCACAUUGACCUUCUCCGGCACCGAAUCAGACGAAUUGACGAGCACUUUCACGGGUCUCUUCCCUACCGACCUCACAGAGAGCACCACAUUCACCAGCAACCUGACCGAGACCGCUAGCGGUACUGAAACGACAAACGGUACCGCGACCACUACUACGAGUGCGAAGCCUACAAACACCCAGCCAUGCAACAACUACAUCGAGCUGUGCAAGCGCAAGUACGGCAACAUCACCAUGGUUGGUUGCCAUAACUCUCCCUUCGUACGACCUGGUAACUCGGGUUCCAACCAGGAGCUUGAGGUCGAGACGCAGCUUGAUGAUGGUGUCCGCUUCCUCCAGGCCCAGAUCCAGUUUCCCGCCAACUCAUCCGUCCCUCACUUCUGUCACUCGACCUGCGAUCUUCUCGACGCCGGUCCCAUUACCGACUGGCUCACUAGGGUGCGCAAAUGGGUCGACAGCCACCCAUAUGAUGUUGUCACUAUUCUCCUCGGAAACGGAAACUACUCCCAUCCUGACCUUUACGUCCCCUACAUUCGAGAGAGUGGUAUCCUUAAGUACGUUUACCAAGCUCCUUACCUGCCCAUGGCUUUGGACGACUGGCCUACUCUGGAAAGCAUGAUUGUUCGCGGCAAGCGAGUCAUCAUGUUCAUCGACUACGUGUCGGACCAGAAGAAGUACCCGUGGCUCUUGGACGAGUUCACUCAGAUGUGGGAGACUCCCUUUGACCCUCUGGACCGUGAUUUCCCCUGCACUGUGCAGCGACCUCCGGACCUGAGCUCCAAGUCGGCCAAAAACCGCCUGUACCUCAUGAACCAUAAUCUCAACGCCGAAUUCAAUGUGUUUGGCGCUGAGAUCUUGGUCCCAGCUGUGGCACUGCUUAACGAAACUAAUAACGACACGGGCUACGGCAGCUUGGGACUUGCGGCCAAUAACUGCCGCUCCGAUUGGGGACGGGCUCCCAACAUUCUCAACGUCGAUUACUACAAUUACGGUGGCUUCCCAGGCUCCGUCUUUGAAGUUGCCGCACAGAUGAACAAUGUCACAUACGACCGCAAAUGCUGCGGCUUGGUUCCAAGCUUAGCUCCUCGAACAUACCAGGCUGCCUCCAUGACAGCUCUCUUUGCUGUACUAAUGUCAGCAUUCCUCCUGUUUUAG